CUAUUAUUGAACCUAUAGUAUCUGGUACCCAGAUUGGCAAAUAUGGGAUGGAUAUAGGCUUCAACAAGUACAUUGCUACUACUAACAACAAAAUUGGGUUAUUCUGGACGGAGGAAAUUCUAACUUUAAUUGACAUGAUGGAGCAGGGACAAUGGGUGCACUGUAACUUCCUUGACAACACUAUUAAGGAUACUAUUGCUAUAACCACAGUAUAUGGAAAGCACAAUGGCAAGGAAAGGAGAGAACUUUGGGAUGGUUUAAUCAAAAUCACCCCUCAAACCAAAUGGAUAGUGGGAGGAGACUUCAAUGUCAUUUCUGAUUGCUCAGAACACUGUGGAAAGCAUCCCCCCUUACAAUCUGACAUGGAGGAGUUCAGGGACUGCCUUGAAACUUGUGGGCUCUCCACACCUCACACUAUUGGGUCUUUAUUCACAUGGUCUGGAGUUAAAAGCAAUGGUAGAGUUAUGAGGAGGCUGGACAGGGCUCUGGUCAAUGACCGGAUGAUAGAAGACUAUGAGGAUAUCACUAUUUCUCAUCUUAGUAGAGCAUCAUCAGACCAUAAGCCUAUUCUACUUCAAUGCAAGAAAGGAAGCCAAGCAGGUCCUAAACCUUUUAGGUUCUUGAAUGCAUGGUUAAAUCACCACUCUUUCCUCAAGAUGGUCUCUGAUCACUGGGAUAGUAGCAGUCAUCAUGGGAGUAUGGCUGGUCUAGCAUUCAAAUUGCAUGGGCUAAAGAGACACAUCAAAGAGUGGAACAUAAAGACUUUUGGUAAUGUGGUUAAUAAACUAAAGGAAGCCGUGGAAACAGCAAUUAAGGCUCAGGAACAAUUUGAGAAGGACCCAACACCAGAAAACAGGGAAUUGGAUAAUAAGGCAAAGGCUUAGUUGAUAAGGGCUACAGAGAAUGAUCUAAGCUUUUGGAAACAGAAAGCUAACCUGAAAUGGAUGGAAGAGGGGGACUGCUGUUCCAAAUUCUUUCACUCCUAUGUCAAAGCCAGAAGAUCUAAUCAUCAAAUCAGAAGCAUAAUGGAUGAGAAGGGGAAAGAACACAAAGAUAUGGCAAUUAUUAAACAAAUGGCUAUAGACUACUACUCCAAGCUCUACAACAACUCCAAAGAUGUAGAUAUGGAGCCUGUUCUACAUUACUUGGACAAACCUAUCAGCCACCAGGACAAUAUCAAUAUCAGCAAGGUACCAAACGAAGAGGAAAUCAAAGAAGCUGUAUGGA
This is a messenger RNA of Cuscuta campestris, 1227 nucleotides long. The record is from the annotation of a GenBank genome assembly. Lineage: Eukaryota; Viridiplantae; Streptophyta; Magnoliopsida; Solanales; Convolvulaceae.